Messenger RNA from Galeopterus variegatus (Sunda flying lemur), 2359 nucleotides. RefSeq names its product dematin actin binding protein (gene DMTN). The transcript is spliced from 14 exons. Lineage: Eukaryota; Metazoa; Chordata; Mammalia; Dermoptera; Cynocephalidae. The coding region runs from base 22 to 1257 and encodes 411 amino acids. The record is from RefSeq and is a predicted model, not a curated record. Gene Ontology annotation, cellular component: actin cytoskeleton; plasma membrane. Gene Ontology annotation, molecular function: actin filament binding. Gene Ontology annotation, biological process: lamellipodium assembly; actin filament bundle assembly; cytoskeleton organization.
GCCCGCCCCCGCCCCACGUACAUGCCCACGCGCCCGCCUUCUCGCUCUCCCCAGCAACCCCUGACGUCCCCCGGGAGCGUCAGCUCCUCCCGAGACUCCAGCGUGCCCGGCUCACCCUCCAGCAUCGUGGCCAAGAUGGCCAAUCAGGUGCUAGGCUAUAAGGACCUGGCUGCCAUCCCCAAGGACAAGGCCAUCCUGGACAUUGAGCGGCCUGAUCUCAUGAUCUACGAGCCUCACUUUACCUAUUCCCUCCUGGAACACGUGGAGCUGCCCAGAAGCCGGGAGCGCUCACUGUCACCCAAAUCCACAUCCCCCCCACCAUCCCCAGAGGUGUGGACGGAGAGCAAGUCCCCUGGAAUCAUCUCUCAGGCUUCAGCCCUGAGAACCACCGGCACACCCCGGACCAGCCUGCCCCAUUUCCACCAUCCUGAGACCACCCGCCCAGAUUCCAACAUCUAUAAGAAGCCACCCAUCUAUAAGCAGAGAGAGUCCAUGGGAGGCAGCCCCCAGAGCAAGCACCUCAUCGAGGACCUCAUCAUUGAGUCGUCCAAGUUCCCCGCGGCCCAACCCCCGGACCCUAACCAGCCAGCCAAGAUCGAAACGGACUACUGGCCCUGCCCCCCAUCACUGGCCGUUGUGGAGACAGAAUGGAGGAAGCGGAAGGCAUCUCGGAGGGGCGUGGAGGAGGAGGAGGAGGAGGAGGAAGAAGAUGACUCAGGAGAGGAGAUGAAGGCUCUCAGGGAGCGUCAGAAAGAGGAACUCAGUAAGGUUACUUCCAACUUGGGAAAAAUGAUCUUGAAAGAAGAGAUGGAAAAGUCGUUGCCCAUCCGGAGAAAAACCCGUUCCCUGCCUGACCGGACACCCUUCCAUACCUCCUUGCACACCGGAACGUCCAAGUCAUCUUCUCUCCCUGCCUAUGGCAGGACCACCCUGAGCCGGCUACAGUCCACAGACUUCAGCCCAUCGGGGAGUGAGACUGGGAGCCCAGGUCUGCAGAACGGAGAGGGCCAGAGGGGGAGGAUGGACCGGGGGACCUCCCUGCCCUGUGUGCUGGAGCAGAAGAUCUAUCCCUAUGAAAUGCUGGUGGUGACCAACAAGGGACGAACCAAGCUGCCUCCAGGUGUGGACCGGAUGAGGCUUGAGAGGCAUCUAUCCGCCGAGGACUUCUCAAGGGUAUUUGCCAUGUCUCCAGAAGAGUUUAGCAAGCUGGCUCUUUGGAAGAGGAAUGAACUGAAGAAGAAGGCCUCUCUUUUCUGAUCGCCCCUGCCCGUGACUGCCCCCUCACCCUGCUGCUUCAGGGCUCUGGAGCUGGAGUCACAGACCCCAAAGCCUCCGCUUCCCCUGGCGGGCUGGGAGCGGUGGGAAGUGGGCCGGAAGUGGGGUGCGCUCGGAUCCUCAUGUGGAAGGGGAGCCAAGGUCUCUGCAGUCCGGUGGGGCAGAGACUUUCUUUCCAUACUGGGCCUGGGGGCCUCCUUCUCUCAUCCCUGGUCUUCACUGCACAGGGCAAACCCAGUCUGGACUCCAGCACACACAGAGUUAAUGUUUGCACCCUCUUCCUGUCCCUCACCCCAAUGGGAAGGUCCCCAGGAGAGGGUGAGGGGAAAGGGAGGGGACUGGCGGUCAGCCAGUCUGACCAGUCUGCUGUCUCCGAGGAUGGGUGGAAGGAGGCUGGGGUGGGAAGCGCCAGGCAGGGAGAGCUCCAGGACCCUGUGCACACCCGAGCACUCCUCCUCUACCCGCUUCUGACAGCCUCUCUGCACCUAGGCCUUCUGCUUCAGGAGCAGGCUGCAGCUCGACCUUCAGCAGGGAGGUCACCUGCCCUCCAGCUUGCCCUGUCCUCUACUUGCGACCUGCAAGCUUCAAAGCCUCUUGCUCCAGCCCCGUGGCUUCCCCGGAAGCCUUGGCUUUGAGUGGAGAUGCCGCCUAUACAAAGCCCUAGCCAGCACCUGCCUCCAGGCAAAGCCAGCUGGAAUUCUACCUUCUCGCACCAACCCAGGUACCGGGCAGAGCCCAGGCCUUCAGUGUCCCUUGGAUGGGAUCAAGAGGCCAGGCUUGGGACAUUUCUGAGCGUCCCGGCUGACAGAUCCCACCAUCCCCAUGCAUCCCUCACUAUGCUCUCUAAAGAAUGUAAUUUAUUGGAGUGCCCCCAGCUGCUUUCCUCACCUCUCUGCCCUACCUUGAUCACACUCCCAGCUUUACUCCUCUCUGAAUACAUAUGUGUACAUAAUUACAUAUAUAUUUUUGCCAGGUCCGGGUUUUGUUUCUGCCCAGACCCUGGCACCCCUUUCCACUGUGUGUGUGAUAAUGCUGGGGGAGGUGGACUCUGCUUGGAAUUAAAAGUUUGCAUUGGGUCCCUAAA